Messenger RNA from Pseudocercospora fijiensis CIRAD86, 886 nucleotides. RefSeq lists its product as uncharacterized. Lineage: Eukaryota; Fungi; Ascomycota; Dothideomycetes; Mycosphaerellales; Mycosphaerellaceae. Bases 710 to 880 code for a protein of 56 amino acids. The record is from RefSeq and is a predicted model, not a curated record. The transcript has a single exon.
AUUCCGCCGCGCAUGUCUUGGAUGGGAGCGUGACUUGUACUUGUGGCUGUUGCGAAGGACUCUCGCGGACAAGGGAGGACUCCUUCUACUCGCUUUCGUUUUCUGGCCGUGCCGGAACCAGCAACCCUGAUGUCAUGGCUCAUUGGUUUGCGUCGUUCCUUGUCUAGGUAGUCAUGCAUUACAUGCUUGCGAUUCUCGCGCAUUUGGGUCCGGUCUUUGAGUUUCGUCGGAUGGUCCACCACGAAAAAUCGAAGAGACUUAUUGCUGCUGGCUUGACCAUUCUUCUUGUUGCCACUCGGGACUUUGGGUAAAGCUGGGAGAGAUGGAUUCUGGCGUGAUUGAGAACGCCCUGGACCUUCCUUGGAUUCUAUUGACGUCCUUGUGCUGUCUGAAGACGGCUCUGAAUCAGAUGUUGCGAGUGAAGCACUGCUGAGCGGCGAAUCUCUGCGAAGCACAGGAUUGAUCCGAGAUCCUGGAUUAGCAUACGGAGGCAACAUCAGUAUUUCGGUCGCAUUCUGUGGAGAAGCCAUUAUAGAAGACGUUAGAUAGGAGGAGCCACGUCCGACUGAUAAGUAUGACGCUAAUAUGGGCGGCAAGGUUGGUGGUUGAGUGCUUGAAGAUGAACCUGUUCAGCUGGGAAAGUGCUCUGCAACGGCUCAAGGGCUCGUGUAACAACCAGGCAGCCUCGGCAACGGCCCACAUGGCGUGAAUGCGCCCCAAUAGCCAUACUGCAGUCACCGCUGGAAGAGCUCCGUGUGUGGUCAAUGUUGGCUGCAAGGCUCGGUCGAAGAAGCGGUCGGCCUUUGAGGCGGUGCAAUGCCGAUUGAAGAUGUGCGGCAGGGAUGCGUGUGCGCUGGCUCGAGAGAAGAGCAAGUUUUAACGAGAG